This is a messenger RNA of Fopius arisanus, 4505 nucleotides long. RefSeq names its product Patched-related (gene Ptr). The transcript has 9 exons. Lineage: Eukaryota; Metazoa; Arthropoda; Insecta; Hymenoptera; Braconidae. The record is from RefSeq and is a predicted model, not a curated record. Gene Ontology annotation, cellular component: cytoplasmic vesicle membrane; plasma membrane. Bases 464 to 3520 code for a protein of 1018 amino acids.
AGUCGGCGGGACUACUCGGUGAACUGCAUCGAGAGUCAGUCCAACUUACGGGAUCGAUUGAAAGACAUCACAUCCCUCCAAAGACUUCCCUUCCAAAUCAAAUAACGAGACCAUUUUAAAUUACAAAUAUUUCAUAUUUCCACUCGGGAGUUAUUAACGUUUUCCCGCAAAAUUCUUAUUCAAAACGUGACGAGUGAUCCCGUAGACAUCCGAACGUCCGAAUUUCCGUCGUACGGUGGAACAUUUUCCAAAAGAAAGACAAACGAGGGUUAGCAGUCGAAAAGUUGCCGCCACUGGUGAACCAUCUCUUUUUUUUUUACGGAAAAUAGUGUCCUGGGAGGAGUGAGGAAAUGCCGGCGACUUCAGUUCUUUUUGGAUAAGGGAUUUAUCUCGUUCUCGUGGUGCUGAAUUGUUUUUUUUUUAAUUCUUCGGGUUCUACACGAAACAACAAAAAAAAAUCAAGAUGAGGUUCAAUGUUACAAUCGUUGAUGACUUCUUGAAUCGGGCGUUUUACAAAGUUGGCCUCAUAGUGGGCCGACAUCCCGGAUAUUUUGUCAUAGUUCCACUGUUAUUGGCAUGCAUUUGUAUCACCGGUUAUCAGAGAGUCAAAUAUGAAAUUGAUCCAGAAUAUCUAUUCUCACCGAUCAAUGGACCCGGUAAAUACGAACGAGCUGUCGUCGAGGAACACUUCAAGGUAAACUACAGUCAUGACUUCGAUGUCACGAGAAUCACUAGACCAGGGCGAUUCGGCCACGUGAUAAUAGUUGCUAAGGACGGUAACGAAAAUAUGUUGAGAAGAGAAGUGUGGAAAGAGCUGCGUCUCCUGGACGGCAUAAUCAGAAAUGCAACAGCGGUUUACGAGGGCGAAAGCUUUACAUAUGGGCAGGUCUGUGCACGAACCAAGGAUGAGUGCUCCAGCAACAGCAUCCUCAAUCUCGAUCUAAUCAUGGAGGAUGUGGAGACUGGACAAUUGAAACUCACGUUUCCAGUGAUGUUUAACCCAGUCACUUGGGACUCGCACAUAUUUCCACUUUAUUUCGGUGGGAGUGUUAUCAACCCCGAAGACUCGACCAUUGAUUCUGUGCCGUCUGUACAACUGGGCUACUUCGUAGCUGUUGAUAAUAAACGGCAAGAUUUAAUAGGAGGGGCGUGGGAGGAAGCCUUUUUGAACGCUCUGAGUGACGCCGAAGACGAAAAAAUCUUCAAACACAUAAGUGUCGCUCGAUUUGCUUCAAAGACCCUAGAACUUGAGCUCGAGGCCAACACCAAAACAGUUGUCCCAUAUUUUGCAAGUACAUUCGCUAUGAUGGGUAUUUUCUCCGUGGUUACGUGCAUGAUGACCGACUGGGUGAGAAGCAAACCCUGGCUUGGACUCCUCGGUAACCUGUCAGCAGCAUUGGCAACUGUAUCAGCCUUCGGAUUGUGCAUGUACAUUGGUAUUGACUUUAUUGGCAUCAACUUGGCUGCGCCAUUCCUCAUGAUUGGAAUUGGGAUCGAUGAUACUUUCGUAAUGCUCGCAGCCUGGCGGAGGACCAACAUAUUGGAUCCAGUGCCGGAAAGAAUGGCAAAAACAUUGAGUGAAGCUGCUGUAUCAAUCACAAUUACAUCCCUAACCGACAUGAUUUCGUUUUUCAUCGGCAUUAUGUCUCCUUUCCCUUCUGUACAGAUAUUCUGCAUAUAUUCAGGUUUUGCAGUGGUUUUCACGUUCCUCUUUCACCUGACGUUCUUUAGCGGUUGUGUGGCCAUCAGUGGCUACUGCGAGCAGCAAAAUCGCCACAGUAUUGUGUGCUGUAAGGUCCAGCCGCUUUCCAAAUCACGUCAUAGGUCUUGGAUUUACCGUGCUCUCUGUAGUGGAGGUGUGAAUCCAGAGGAUCCUGCGAAUCCCUUGGACAAUCCAGAGCACGGGUGCAUGACUUGGUUUCGUGAUUAUUUGGCAGAGGCCUUGAAUUGUCGCCCAGUCAAGAUUUUCAUCAUCAUUAUUUUUGGUUUAUACCUCGUUGGAGCCGUUUAUGGAGUGACUCAGCUGAAGGAAGGGCUCGACAGGCGAAAGCUAUCGAAAGAGGAUUCAUAUUCAAUCACUUUUUAUGAUCGAGAGGAUCUCUAUUUCCGAGAAUUUCCCUAUAGAAUACAAGUAAUUAUCUCAGGACACUACGACUACAGUGACCCAGUAAUCCAGAGCCAAAUGGAGAACUUGACUCGCAGCCUAGAAGCGACAAAAUGGAUCGGCGAGCCCUUGUACGGUGAUAACUGGCUGAGAAGUUUUCUAUCGUACACGGCCUCAAACAUCGAAGAGCUAAAUGUCACCCUCAAUACCGAAGCAGACUUUAUCAAAACUCUAAAAUCCUACUGGCCAACAGCCACCGUCGACGUCCACCUGGACAAGUUAGAGGAGCACAUACUAGCCAGCAGAUUUCUCAUCCAAGCUGUCAACAUCAGUGGGACCAAUCAAGAAAAGGAUAUGGUUCGUGAAUUGAGAAAGAUUUGUGAAAAUUCUCCAUUGAACGCCAGUGUCUUCCAUCCAUAUUUUGUCUUCUUCGAUCAAUUUGAACUUGUUCUCCCUACCAGUAUCCAGUGCAUGGUCUUUGGUGCUCUAAUAAUGAUGAUAAUCUCCUUCAUCUUCAUCCCAAAUAUUCUCUGCUGCCUGUGGGUGGCCUUCUGCAUCGUCUCCAUAGAAACUGGAGUGGCUGGUUACAUGGCCCUGUGGGACGUCAACCUGGACAGCAUAUCGAUGAUUAAUCUGAUUAUGUGUAUAGGCUUCAGCGUCGACUUUACAGCACACAUCUGCUACGCGUACAUGUCCUCUAAGCAGAAGCGAUCUGACGAGAGAGUUAAGGAGUGCUUGUAUAGUUUGGGAUUGCCAAUUCUUCAGGGGGCUGCUUCAACUAUUCUGGGACUUCUCGCCCUAAUCCUAGCCGGCACAUACAUAUUCCUCGUUUUUUUCAAGAUGGUCUUCCUGGUGAUCUUCCUGGGCGCUCUCCAUGGGCUCUUUCUGCUCCCUGUGUUGUUAUCGAUAUUUGGUCCUGGCUCGUGUUCUAGCCACGACGACGAUGACGAGAAGAAGGACGCGAGAAUGAGGUCAAUGCGCCAACUCGACGUUUCUAAAUUGCCCAUCCCCUAUGUUAUACCCCAUCCCACUCUUUUUUACCAUCAGAAUGGAGCUAAAUUGGUUGAGGGGAGUCCCGCGAGUGUGGCAAAUCUUGAAGAGAGGGAUCAUGGAUUAGGUACCAGUGAGGACAGCCAUUCAACUGAAAGUGGCUCCUCGCAGAGCAGAAGACAACAGCGUGAGGAGGAACAGUUGCAGAGACGCUAUGAUGGAUGGACGAGAUCUGUUGGAAUCCUCCAAAGCUUUUCGCAAUUUCAGCCUGGUCAGGCGCCACUUCCUGAUUAUCCUGGAGCCAGUGGAGGUUUCAGGGGAGGUCAGGAGGUCCUCAGUCAUGGGGAGGCAAGCAGACGCAGUAAAUCACAUCAUAAUCUGCAAAACGAACUUGAGAGGUACAUGAUGGACCCCAGGUACUCCUGAAUUGUUAUAUUAGCAUUGGUUUUUCACUUUUUUUUUUUAGUAUCCCAAGUCAAUGAGUUUUUUUUUAAUGGACGCUGAUGAGACUCCGAUAAUGAAUUUAUUUUUCAGUUGUGAAUAUAUUUUUUAAAACAUUCUCAUGUGUUCAUUGCAAUUACCCGUAGCUAUUCAAUAAAAUCUAAAGUCCAAGAGGAUUAGUUUAAAUAGUUAUUUUACCGUUUAACUAUUGAAUUGUAUUUUUAUUGAAAUAAUUGUAUACUCGAAUACGUGAUUGCUAUCGGAACAAUCUCGAUGUGUUCUAGUGAGAAAAUUACCAACCAAGAUUUCUUAUUACCAAAAAUUCUUUUCAAUGUCUCGAGAGAAGUUUGGGGCCUUACAAACGAAACAAGUGACCUUUGAUGUUUUUUUUUGUAUGGAUUUAGAAUUCGAAUAAAAACUUCGGUGGCAAAAUUAUUCCAUAGUUUCUCGUAAUAUCAAUCGUUUUACCUGACCGACCAAACAUAAGUUAGUUAUCUAUUAGAAGAUGCGACUGAUUUGUUAAUUAAUUCUUCCUCUUUGUUCGAACAACGGAUUACCCCAGUACAUUGUCAAGGGAGAAUUUGUUGUUGCGGCAAAGAAAUUUUUUUUAUCAAUGCUCAAUACUAAUCAGUACCAAAAUGAGUUAAUAAUCAAUUCUUCACCACAGUAGUAAUGAAGGUGAGCAUGAGGAGACCAUUGAUAAAUGAAUAUUCAGUCUUUACUUGGCAAAUAGCCAUCCGAUUGUUAAUAAUAUUUUUAAAUCUCUUUUCACAGACAUAAACGUUGAAGCCAAGUAAUUUUGUAUGCAAAUUAUCAAUUAUCGCUAGUAUUCACUAGAUCGCCGGUAGGAUAAGAAAGUUUUUAACGAAAUCAUUUCGUGAUUAGGAUUAACAGUGGAUUUAAUUUAUAUUUAUGAAUGCAAGUGUGAUAUCCGCUGCAUCAGCGAUGAGCGGUUAUGGGCUGCCAUUGA